Molecule: messenger RNA, 3992 nt
Organism: Nilaparvata lugens (brown planthopper)
Lineage: Eukaryota; Metazoa; Arthropoda; Insecta; Hemiptera; Delphacidae
Gene: Epp
Product: protein UBASH3A homolog
Exons: 12
Coding region: 200-2233 (677 amino acids)
Molecular function (GO): protein binding
Source: RefSeq, a predicted model, not a curated record
GUUUUUGAAGUGAACCUUUAACCUUAAAUCAAAAUGAGUAUUAUGACGUUCAAUUAGAGGCAAAAUUUAAAACACGCGUAAAAUUACUGGUCGAAAUUAAUGCGCAUAAUAUACAAAAGUGUUUAUAUAAGGAAUAGUUGUAAAUCAAAGUAUUCUGAACAUUAGAUUUGACAUUCUACAAAACAAAAUACAAAUUGACAUGGCAACGUUACCACCUCGGAAAAAUUCAACUCCGAUGCGAAUAUCUAAACAACAUCCUACACCUUUACAGGUUCUUUUACAAAUGGGGUUUCCUCAGCAUAGAGCUGAAAAAGCACUUGCCGCAACAGGCAAUCGUGGUGUUCAACUAGCUUCCGACUGGCUCUUAGCACAUGUCAAUGAUCCCACACUUGAUGAAGAAAACUGCCGAGAAUAUGUUCUAUACGCUUGUCCUGUGGGCCCAUUUCUUGAUCAACUGCAACUUUUUUGGGAUAAAUCCAAAUCAGCUUGUGAUUGGAAUGGAGCACACAACUUUCUUCCUCAUAUCACUCUUGUUUCUUUUUUCAAGGCACCUGACUCGGCAGCCCCGCAUCUAGUGAGAGCGUUGAAGCAAGUGGUUGAGCAGGCGCAGGUGGAACUCAGCGACAAGCUCAAACUAGAAACGUACAUGUCGCAGAAUUUCAUGGGAUUUUUCGUCGCCGAAGACCAUGCCGACAUUUUGAAACGAAUUGCUAUGCAGUAUGUCAAAGAAGUUUCCAGUGCCAUAAUCAAUGAUAACUAUGAGCAUUUAGAUGCUCUGGCGUCCUGCUUCCCAUGGUGUACAUCUGCUACUGGCAGAUAUUCCAUUACGAGAGGUUUCAGAUCAAUUUUUCUGGAACCACACGUGAAAUCCCUGCAUUUGACUCUGGCCUACCAAUUUCCAACUCAGCAUUUUACGGCUUUGAAGUCACUUGUCGAAACUCUACUGGAUCCUGAUACUGCCACCAAAUGGGAGAUUAGGCUCUAUUCGAGGGACACCAGAGUUUGCAAUAAGCAUGUUCACAAAGUACUAUACUCGCAUGUUCCGAGAGAGCCAGAUGAAAUAGAAGUUAGGAUGGGUGAUUUCAUCUAUUUGAACGGAGAUGCCGUUGAAAGCUCACCCGAUGGUUGGGUCGAAGGCACCUCAUGGCUCACAGGAUGUAGCGGUUAUUUGCCUGUAAACUAUACUGAAAGAACAGCGGAAUCAGAUUCAUGGACGUUACACAGAUCAGUUAGUUUGGGAGUAAACAGCGACUCAGUGACAGGCACUGAAGACGAAGAGGAGAAUGGUCUAUGUCCGCUCUCUUUUCAACGACAAAUCAACGGAAGUGAUACCAACAUCUGCUCACAAACCACCACUGCAGCCAACGACAAUUCUGAAAACAAACGGAUCAGUUUGGCGAAAGAAGAAAGUCUGAGUCAGUCCCUGGCAGAGCCAAGCGGUCCCCGGCAGAUUUACAUAAUGAGGCAUGGUGAAAGGGUCGAUUUCACUUUUGGCAAAUGGAUUCCCUACUGCUUCGAUGAGCAUGGCACCUACAUGAGGAAAGACCUGAACAUGCCGGCCUCAGUGCCGCAGCGCUCAGGCGGACCGGAAGGCUUCUUCAAGGACUCGCCGCUGACCAAUGUGGGUGAACUGCAGGCUCGCCUGACUGGAGAGGCGAUGCGGCAGGCCGGGGUGCAAAUACACCGGGCACUAGUCUCGCCGUCACUCAGAUGUGUGCAGACCUGCCACAAUGUGCUCAAAGGUUGCGGACUGGCGGACUCAGUAGCGAUGCAAGUGGAACCGGGACUGUUCGAGUGGCUAGCCUGGUACCCGAGCAGUUUGCCAGACUGGUUGUCGUGUGCCGAGCUGCGACGCGCUGGCUACAAUGUGGACGCCACCUAUCGGCCCACCCUCACACUAGAUCAGCUCACCGCCCUGCAGCAGGAGAGUGUGAUGCAGUUCUAUACGCGCAGCCAUCGCAUGAUGGACGCUGUUAUCGCCAACACGCAGGCCGAUGGUGGCAACAUUCUGAUGGUAGGCCACGCGGCCACGCUGGACGUGUGCUCACGUCAGCUGACUGGGCAUGAGCCACGCUCCAGCCAGGACAUGACCUCACUCAUCAAGAAGAUCCCCUACUGCAGUAUGGCCAUGCUAGAGCAGUCAACCUCCGAGUGGCAACUCAAGCAGCUGCCUAUUCCGCCCAUCACACACUCCAACAACCAGCGCUUCGACUGGCAGGUCUUGCUCACCUGAUUCAUUCACAUAGAUAUUAUAGUGAGAUCCACGUUAUAAUGGCAGUAUUUGAUUAACAUUGGUGUUGCUAUUCUUGUCUAUUAUUUCACAAAGCAGAUAGUGCUAUCCUUUUCUAGCUCUGCAACGUUGCCAGAUCGGUUCUUGACAUUAACAAGAUAUCCUUUCUCAAUCAUGAAGAUUUAUUAUUAAAUCAUAAAAACAUAUUUUCUUGGCAUUUAAAAUAUAAUUCAUCAUUUUAUACAAGAAUGAACAGAUAAUAUUACAUAAGAUAUACUGGUAUCAGCUAUCCUCUGUAGAAGGCAUUGGCAAUGCAGAUAAUCGGAAACACUGUUCUCCUAUCUUUCUCCACUGUCAUUAUAACGUAGACCUCUCUAUAAGAUUAGUGUAGUGCGAUUCAUGCCAAGUAGUUAGCAUUGGUUGAAUGAUGCUUCAGUUGAGGGGAACUCUAUCAAUUCUAAUCAAUCGGCCAGAAAAUUAAUUCCAUUGGUUGUUAACAGUGUUCACACAAGGAGCGUGAAAAAUAGCUACAUUUGCGCUUGAAAAGAUGCCCAUGUUGCCGUACACUAAUGUUACUGGCUGUUUGUUAAUCUGCAAGCCACCUAACGAAUAUAGAAUCAUUAUCAAAUUAAAAUUAAAGCCAAUAUGCUAUGUACUACCCUGGAGACUCCUGCUACUGCAGAAAGCAUAAAUUGACUACAGGAAGGACAGGCAGAAAAUUCUAUAAGCGCUACUGUGAAACAUAUUUGACCGAGCAAAGCAAAUAAAUACUGGAUAAUAGCGCUCAUCGAAUUUUCUUCUAGCUGUUGUCAAAAUGUAUGCAUUCGCAGAAAUAAUCUUCAAGGUAGUUAAUAGCUUAUCAAUUUCGAUUUUCGUUUGAUAAUUGAUGCACGUACAUAAUGCUAGUGGAUGGUUCAAAUUCCAUUUGUCUGGGACUAAUUGCCGUUCAAACGUUUCAAGUCCGACAUGAUUAAAUAUUUUCAACGUGGCUUACGGCUAUCCAGCACAAAUUUAAUGAGACAACUAAUCUAAAAUCAACUAUGUAGCUUUAUUAUAAAAACAUUUUCCUGUUAUCUAGUGUUAGAAAGAAUCUAGUUUCAUAUUUUAGUAGAUAAGUUGGUUAUUUAUGGCACAUUUUUCUAAAAUGUUCAUAUAUACAUUUAUAUCCUGCUUUGAAUAAUUAGUUGUUUUUUUAGAAAACCAAAGGUUGUUUUUUUGGGACUCAAAUAAAGUUUUGUUAAGCUGCGUUUACACCAAUGUUAUUAACAAAAUGUAAAUAAUUUAAUCCUUAUAGAUUCUACUAGAUUGAACAUAACUUAUCAUACACAUGAUGAACAUAUGUGUUGUCAAGUUCCGUACAAUCUAAUAGAAUCUAAAAGGGUUAAGUUAUUAACAUUUUGUUUAUAACUUUGGUGUAAACGCAGCUUUAGUUAUGACUGUUUGUUGAAAUAAUUUGAGCAAUUUUCAAUAUGUUUGAAUUCCCUUAACAAUCAUGUUUGUCAAAAAUAGUUAAGUGUUGAUCCAGCUUUAGAGUUUCAUCCUAAUAUCAUAGUAAAUUAAUCAUUUUUUGUUAUAAUUUGAGUGUUACAAAUUCAAUAUUGUCUGCUAGUGAUUCAAAAUAAGAUGCUGAAAGUUUAAAAUUCAAGUGAUUUAAAAACGAAACUUUUAUGAACUCAUUAAAGAAAAUUUCAAAAGUAUAAAUGUUGCCAUUAUUUAGGAGAUCCAUUGUUUGGAGGAUAAAUAAAAUUAAUUUUAAAUCUUA